AUGGAGAAGCAGCAGACGACAAUCCUGGAGGAAACCCUCCUCCAGAGGAGCCCGGAGUGGAAGCAGGAGGAGAGCUUGUCGAUAGGCGAAGAGGUGAAGAGGCAGCUGUGGCUGGCCGGGCCGCUCAUCGCCGGCAAUCUGCUGCAGAACCUUAUCCCGAUGAUCUCCGUCAUGCUCGUCGGCCACCUCGGCGAGCUGCCCCUCGCGGGCGCCUCCGUGGCCAACUCCUUCGCCACAGUCACCGGAUUCAGCCUAAUGCAGGGCAUGGCUACUGCUCUGGACACCUUGUGCGGUCAAGCAUACGGAGCCAGGCAAUACCAUCUGCUCGGCAUCUACAAGCAACGGGCAAUGCUUAUACUCACCCUGGUCAGCAUCCCGGUGGCCGUUCUGUGGUUCUAUACCGGCAGCGUCCUGCUCCUUGUCGGCCAGGACGAGGACAUUUCCAUGGAGGCUGGCACCUACGCCCGAUGGAUGAUCCCAGCGCUCUUCGCCUACGGCCUUCUGCAGUGCCAUGUCCGGUUCCUGCAGACGCAGAACAUCGUGCUCCCGGUGAUGCUGAGCGCUGCCCCGACGGCGCUCUUCCACCUCCCCGUCUGCUGGCUGCUGGUGCAUGGCCUCGGGCUAGGCAGCAAGGGCGCUGCUCUUAGCAACGCCAUCUCCUUCUGGAUCAACGUGGUCAUUCUGGCCGUGUACGUGAGGGUGUCGAGCACUUGCAACAAGACAUGGACGGGAUUCUCCGUGGAAGCUUUCCAUGACCUGCUUAGCUUCUUCAGACUCGCCGUACCAUCUGCUCUCAUGGUCUGCUUGGAAUGGUGGUCAUACGAGGCCCUGGUGCUGUUGUCAGGGCUUCUUCCUAACCCCGAACUUGAAACGUCAGUCCUGUCGAUCACCCUCAACACGGCGACCUUAGUGUUCAUGAUACCCUCCGGUCUUGGAGCCGCCAUAAGCACCCGAGUUUCAAACGAGCUCGGAGCAGGCAGACCACAGGCCGCCCGCCUUGCCGUGCGCGCCGUUUUGAUGUUUGCCGCCUCGGAAGGCCUGAUCAUGAGCCUACUACUGGUCUCUGUGCGCCACAUCUGGGGUUAUACUUACAGCGACGAGGAGGAGGUCGUGGCAUACGUAGCCAAGAUGCUUCUGCUGAUUGCAGUUUCCAACUUCUUUGACGGAAUUCAGUCCGUUCUCUCAGGUGUGGCCAGAGGCUGUGGGUGGCAGAAGAUAGGUGCCUGCAUCAACCUCGGCGCAUUCUACGUCGUCGGCAUACCGGCUGCCUAUCUCCUAGCCUUCGUGCUGCGCGUUGGCGGAAUGGGCCUUUGGACGGGAAUUAUCUGUGGCAGCACGGUGCAGGUCUUGCUGCUCCUGGCCAUCACACUGCGCACCGACUGGCAGAAGGAGGCAACAAAGGCGAAAAACAGAGUCUUCUAUUCUGCCAUGCCAACAGAUCUCGCGACAUGA
Molecule: messenger RNA, 1452 nt
Organism: Lolium rigidum
Lineage: Eukaryota; Viridiplantae; Streptophyta; Magnoliopsida; Poales; Poaceae
Product: protein DETOXIFICATION 16-like
Exons: 8
Coding region: 1-1452 (483 amino acids)
Biological process (GO): xenobiotic detoxification by transmembrane export across the plasma membrane
Cellular component (GO): membrane
Molecular function (GO): xenobiotic transmembrane transporter activity; antiporter activity
Source: RefSeq, a predicted model, not a curated record